This is a messenger RNA of Kalmanozyma brasiliensis GHG001, 1005 nucleotides long. Its product is annotated as Phosphotransferase KptA/Tpt1. Gene Ontology annotation, biological process: tRNA splicing, via endonucleolytic cleavage and ligation. The transcript has a single exon. The coding region runs from base 1 to 1005 and encodes 334 amino acids. The record is from RefSeq and is a predicted model, not a curated record. Lineage: Eukaryota; Fungi; Basidiomycota; Ustilaginomycetes; Ustilaginales. Gene Ontology annotation, molecular function: tRNA 2'-phosphotransferase activity.
AUGUCGUCAGAGCCACCCACAGUAGUGGCACAACAACCACAAGCGUCCACUUCAUCCGCAGAUCCGCCCGUCAACCCCGAGCGCAAAGCACGCAAGGAAGCGGCAAAGCAGCUCAAAGCGCAGCAGUCUGCCGACAAGAAAGCUGCCGCCGCGGCCGCUCGAGCCUCGCAAGCGUCCUCUUCCAAGCCGAAGCCGGACAAGGCGCAGCGCAAGCCUCAAUCCAGCGAGGAGCAGCUCUCGCGUGGGCUCGCCUAUAUCCUGCGCCACGGGGCAGAGAAGGAGGGUCUCGCGAUUCGAAACGAUGGAUACAUCCGACUGGAGGACGUGCUCGACCGGCCAAGGGUCAAGAGCGUCGACAUGGCCGAAGGGGAGGGCGGUAAGAGGAGACCAGGGCUUGAGGAUGUGAGGAAGAUCGUGGAGAGUAACGACAAGAAGAGAUUCGAGCUCACCGAGGAGGAACAGGGAGAGUGGUGGGUGCGAGCCGUGCAGGGACACUCGUUGAAGAGCGUGGUCGAGCUACAGCAUGUGCCGCUGACGUUGGACAACCUGUAUCUGCUGAGUGUACGACAGCAGGACGAAGAAGAUGAGGACGACGGACUGGUGGACGAGGUCGAUGCCAAGCUCGGAGGUCUGCAAAUCGACGGAGAGCAUGACGCGAGCAAGACCGGCCCAGUGCAAGUGAUCCACGGCACAUACACAGCAGCGUGGGAGUCCAUCCUCGAAUCGGGCGGACUCAAACCCAUGUCGCGCAACCACAUCCAUCUGUCCAAGGGCAAGUUUGGCGACAAGGGCGUCAUCUCGGGCAUGCGCAAGUCGGCCAACAGGCUCAUCUACAUCGACAUCGAACGGGCGAUCCAGGACGGCAUCGAGUUCGUGCUCUCUUCGAACGGCGUAGUCCUCACGCCGGGAGACAAGGAGAGCAGGUUGCUCGGCUCCAAGUACUUCGACAAGGUAGAGGAUCAGAAAGGGAAUACCGUGUGGUCUCCGUCAUCCACGACGAGCUGA